Messenger RNA from Symbiodinium sp. CCMP2592, 339 nucleotides. The record is from the annotation of a GenBank genome assembly. Lineage: Eukaryota; Dinophyceae; Suessiales; Symbiodiniaceae.
AUGGGUCUCGGAGACUGGGUUAAAGGCGUCGCUGCUGGUGUCACCUGUGGUGCGAUCGCUGUGGUUGCAGCCCCGGUUGCUCUCGGGGCAAUCGGAUUCACAGGCGCAGGCAUCGCUGCAGGUAGCACAGCCGCUGCGAUGAUGUCAAGUGCCGCCAUUGCGAAUGGGGGUGGCGUGGCAGCAGGCAGCACAGUUGCCGUUUGCCAGAGCAUCGGAGCGGCGGGGCUUGGCUCCGGUGCAACAGCUGCGGCAGCAGUGGGUGCGGCCUUGGGUGGAGGCGCAGCAGUGACGCGCGAUGCCUACCGUGCACUAGCAUGGCUCCGUGUUUCGGGUUUUUGA